Medioppia subpectinata is the source of this 1521-nucleotide messenger RNA. NCBI's taxonomy places the organism in Eukaryota, Metazoa, Arthropoda, Arachnida, Sarcoptiformes, Oppiidae. The record is from the annotation of a GenBank genome assembly.
AUGUCGUGGGUGUCAUCGAUCGGACGGAUGAGAGUCGAGCCCUUUAUCUUCCUAUUUAUGUUCGCGUAUGCAUUGGAAGGCCUAACGAUCUCACAGUUAGCUCAGGACAAGAUCUGCGCCCAGCGGUACGCCAUGGGUGGCCAGUACUGCGCCGGACUUAGCCAACAGCCGGCCAGCGAAGUCAAGAAUCGGAUUCUGGCAGAAGUGACCACAUUCUCGCUCUACAAGACACUCAUCAACACUAUUCCAGUCAUAUUCUGGUCACUGUUUUUGGGCGCCUGGGCUGACAAACACUUGAGUGCCCCGCGUUUCCUCAUGUCCGCCGCCGCCAUCGCCUCCUGUCUGGAGAGUUGUGUCCUUUACGUCAACGCCUAUUACUUUCAAACAGACGAGAAUCUGCUGUUGCUAUCAUUCAUACCAUUUUCAUUAUGUGGCGGAUUGUUAAGUGUAAUGAUGUCUAUCUACAGCUAUAUCGCCGGCACGACUGACCCCCAAACCCGUACCAUUAGGUUCGCCAUCAUUGAAGCCCUCAUAUUUGUUUCGGCGCCGAUGGGUAUAUUUAUCGGUGGAGUAUUGAUCGGCGAUACAAUCGACGGCCCGAACGGACAGUUACACGAUUACGGCUCAGUCUUUGUCGUCGGAUUUAUUGCUCAAUUAUUGGCCACUCUUUGGAUUGUUUUGAUUCCAUUGGAAAAACGUAUUGUCAGUCGAAACACAUCCCAAACGGACGACAGGAAGACAUACGACCAGACCAUUGAAGCCAUUUCUAUCGAUCACUCAAAUACUAAUGUCAUCAUUGAUGGCAACGAAGGCAACAAUAAUGACAACGCAGAUGACGAGAGGGAACCGCUGCUGAAACGGUGUAUCAGUCCUUGCGAUCACAUCCGAGCUGUCGAGCAGGUGUUGAAUUUAAGCACCGGUUGUAUGUGUGUUACCACCGAUGGUCACCAAAGCAGCGGUCAAAGAAUAUGGGUACUGAUUGUGUCGAUGACUCUCAUAUCAAUGACAAACAACGGAGCCCUUCAAGUGAUCUUUCAAUUUGUUCAGCGAGUAUUCCUCUGGAACUCUCAGGUCUUUUCCAACGUAAACGCUUCCACACUAUUGAUCACAUCAGUGGCGGUGGCGGUAGUGGUGCCGGCGCUCAUCAAAGUGUGCCACUUCUCGGACAUGUCUCUGUCGAUUGUGGGCACUAUCAGUAUGUUUGGCCAGAAUGCGAUCCGUGGAUCUCUGCUUAAUGAGACAGCCUUUUACCUGUCGUACGUGUUCGGGAGUCUGUCGUACGUUCCCAUGAUAUCUGUGCGCUCACAACUGUCCCGAUGUGUUGACCGCAGCGAAGAGAAUAAAGCCUUCAGUCUGUUGUCAACUCUGGAGACGUGCACACCGUUUGUGGCGUCCAUACUAUACAGCGCUAUAUUCAACGCUACCAUAGGUUGGGCGCCGGGACUGGCCUUUCAGUUCAGCGCCGGUGUAUUGUUAAUACCAUUAAUCGGUUUCGUUUAUAUCGCUGUCCGAUAUGUUUGA